This is a messenger RNA of Halichondria panicea, 848 nucleotides long. RefSeq names its product small nuclear ribonucleoprotein Sm D-like protein. Gene Ontology annotation, molecular function: U7 snRNA binding. Bases 144 to 830 code for a protein of 228 amino acids. Lineage: Eukaryota; Metazoa; Porifera; Demospongiae; Suberitida; Halichondriidae. Gene Ontology annotation, cellular component: U7 snRNP. The transcript has 3 exons. The record is from RefSeq and is a predicted model, not a curated record. Gene Ontology annotation, biological process: mRNA 3'-end processing by stem-loop binding and cleavage.
CGCCGCAUUAUUAGCCGCGGGUAGAGGUCUCUUCAUCAGGCCGAGUUUUUUCUAAUAGAACGCAUGCCAAGUGAUUAUUCGAGACACUACAUGAACGGAUUAGUGACCGCGGUUAUUAUUAGAGGUCAACAUGGACUGCAAACAUGCAAGGUGAAGAACAUGAUGUAGAGGAGGCCCUGGACUUCCUCUCUCCUCAGUUUGAUCCUCUGAGGGCACUAGCCACCAGCCCCUCCAAGAUACAGCUGCCAUGUCCUGACGUGAGGCCCUGUGAUAACCUCAAAAUGUAUGGACAAGUACUGAAGGGGACUAGGAGAGUGUACGCACGACCUAAAGAGGAACCAGCCCCGCCCCCUGCCACACCCACCCCACCACCACCUCGAGCACUGGAGCCAAAGUUCUCCUCGAAGACAGUAACUACCUUCAUGCGACGAUCUGACCCUGGGCCGUUUAAGUUGCUCCAAGAUUGCUGGAGGGCUUUGUCUCGUGUGAGGGUGUGGACCCGACACUGUGUGGGCGUGAGAGGAGUGUGUGAGGGUGUGCUCCUUGCCUUCGACAAGCACAUGAACCUUGUACUCCAGGAAGUCACUGAAUAUUACCAGCCGUUUAGAACACUGGGUAACGGAGGGGUGGAGGGAAGAAAGAAGAAAAAGAAAAAAAAGAAAAAUAAAGAAAAGUCGGACGUUGAUGAUAGUCAUGUGAUUAGAACUAGUGCUCAUGUGAUUAAAGGUUGCUGUCAUGUGAUAGAGAAUGUAGAUACAUUUCAAUCACGGACAUUAUCUCGAUUAUUUGUACGUGGUGACAACGUUGUUAUUGUGUCAUCGAUAAGAUAAUCACAUUUUCAUAUUUAA